UGUUCGGUGCUAGCAUUGAAGCUAGCUGGCUAGGACCACGAUAUUUGUGGUCAAGUAAACGACUAGAAAUUGUCACUCUUGAAUAGCAGCCCAGCUGAAAGAAGCUGGCUAGCUAUUAAAACAACCGAAACCGAAACGAAUCGUCAUGUCAGGACCAUCAUCGGGCUGUGGAUUUCUGAUGUCGGUUGUUGUUCACGGAGACUCUGCUCUUAACGAGCAGGAAAAGGAGCUCAAUCAGCGACUUAGAAGUCUAUAUCCAGCUGUAAAUGAACAAGAGACUCUACUGCCUAGAUCAUGGAGUCCCAAGGACAAGUUCAGUUACAUUGGUCUUUCACAGAACAAUCUACGAGUACAUUACAAAGGACACGGAAAGACCCCAAAAGACGCUGCCUCUGUACGGGCAACCCACCCCAUCCCAGCAGCAUGUGGUGUUUACUACUUUGAGGUGAAAAUCAUCAGUAAAGGGAGAGAUGGUUACAUGGGAAUAGGCUUGUCUGCACAGGGGGUCAACAUGAACAGACUUCCAGGUUGGGACAAACACUCAUAUGGUUACCACGGAGACGAUGGCCACUCCUUUUGCUCAUCGGGUACAGGGCAGCCCUAUGGCCCGACUUUCACCACUGGUGAUGUGAUUGGCUGCUGUGUCAACCUCAUCAACAACACCUGCUUUUACACUAAGAAUGGUCACAGUCUAGGUAUAGCUUUCACAGAUUUACCGCCCAACCUGUACCCUACAGUCGGCCUCCAGACCCCGGGGGAGGUGGUGGAUGCUAACUUUGGGCAGCACCCGUUUGUCUUUGACAUUGAGGACUACAUGCGGGAAUGGAGGACAAAGAUCCAGGCCCAGAUCGACCGUUUCCCCAUAGGGGAGCGAGAGGGAGAAUGGCAAGCCAUGCUCCAGAAGAUGGUGGCCUCCUACCUUGUUCACCACAGCUACUGCGCCACUGCUGAGGCCUUUGCCAAAUCCACUGAUCAGGCCGUGCAUGAGGAACUGGCUUCCAUCAAAAACAGACAGAAAAUCCAGAAGUUGGUCCUGUCAGGAAGAAUGGGAGAAGCUAUAGACACCACACAGCAGCUUUACCCCAGCCUCUUGGAGAGAAACCCGGAUCUCUUAUUCAUGUUGAAAGUCAGGCAGUUCAUUGAGAUGGUGAACGGCACGGACAGUGAGGUUCGGUGCCUGGGAGGGCGGAGCCCCAAGUCCCAGGACAGCUACCCUGGCUCGCCCCGCCCCUUCAGCAGCCCCACCCACAAAGCCAGUGGCCCCCAAGUCUAUCCGACAGGGUUGGACAGUAACUGCUGUAAUGGUGUGUUGUCCAGUAAACCCACCUCUUCAGCCAACUGUAUGAAGGCCUGCCCCUCCACCCUGGCCAGUGGUGACCUCAGCAGCUUGAAUGGCACAUGCAGCCAGCCGCAGCAGCCGCAGCAGCCCCAGCAGCCGCAGCCGCAGCAGCAGCAGCCCAGCACCAGCAGUGAAGUGGAGAUGGAGGUGGAUCACUUCUCCAAUGGCGUGUCUGAAUCGUCCUCCAAUGGCUUUCUCAAUGGAUCAACACAUGGGGUGGAACCAGAGGACUGUGAUGCCGAGAUGGAGGUGGAGCUGGCUCAGUUCAAGAGGCAACUCUGCGGAGGCAGCCAGGCGGCCAUCGAGAGGAUGAUCCACUUUGGGCGGGAGCUGCAGAGCAUGAGUGAGCACCUCCGUCGAGAGCGCGGCAAGAACGCCGCAAACAAGAAGAUGCUGAAGGAUGCCUUUAGCCUGCUUGCAUACUCAGAUCCCUGGAGCAGUCCAGUGGGCUAUCAGCUGGACUCUAUCCAAAGAGAGCCUGUCUGCUCCACACUCAACAGUGCAAUAUUAGGUAAGCCAGCUAUAUGUUUCCUGACCAAUUUGGUGGGAGCAGUGGAACUGGAUCAGGACAUCAGUGUAACUGUACCACUGGGGACACGGGCCUCAAUACACUGCACAUAUGGAACAGGGUGCCGGUACUACAUCCACUGGUACCAGAAAAAGGAGGGAGAGAGCUUCAAAAGAAUCCUGUACAUAGAUAUGGAUAAUGGAGCCGAGACAAAAGAUCCUGAUUAUAAGGAUAAUAAGAAUUUCCAAGCUGAAAAAAAGGAAAAUAAAUAUGAUUUAAAAAUCCCAGAGAAUGGUGAGGAAUAUAUUAAUAUCACCAUCCACUUCAGUGACCCCGAUGUUGAGACUUCAUCACAACAAGGACAUGAAAGCAGAGCCAUGGGUCCACAACUUGCACUUGUCACUGUUCUCUUACACACAGUGCAAGGGAUUGUGCUGCUCCAUCCGAGGAUCUAUGUGGUUGAAUCUUUUGGAAAUCAAGCUUCAAUUGACUGCACGUACAAAACAGGGUGCUGGGGUUACAUCCAGUGGUACCAGAAAAGGGCGGGAGCCGGCAUUAAGAGAAUCUGGGACCGGAAAAAAGCAAAUGAUCCCGACCAUGAGUUCCAGUCAGAGAAAAAUGGAAACACUUUCACUUUAAAAAUCCCUCAUAUUUCAUCCAAUCAUUCAGCAGUGUACUACUGUGCCUGCUGGACCUCCCACAAAGCACAGAUCUUUCCCCCAACUACCACCACCUCCAACACACAGGAGAGUUCAUUUGAAAAAGAUGUCCGAGCUCUGGAACAUCUGGGUUCUGGUCUUUUUUGGCUUCACAUCAGGACAAGUGACGCAUCCAAAGAUCUGGACUUUGGCUAG
Clupea harengus (Atlantic herring) is the source of this 2701-nucleotide messenger RNA. It is a transcript of the gene ranbp9, whose product is annotated as ran-binding protein 9-like. Gene Ontology annotation, molecular function: protein binding. The coding region runs from base 146 to 2701 and encodes 851 amino acids. NCBI's taxonomy places the organism in Eukaryota, Metazoa, Chordata, Actinopteri, Clupeiformes, Clupeidae. The transcript has 19 exons. The record is from RefSeq and is a predicted model, not a curated record.